Macroventuria anomochaeta is the source of this 1497-nucleotide messenger RNA. RefSeq lists its product as uncharacterized. NCBI's taxonomy places the organism in Eukaryota, Fungi, Ascomycota, Dothideomycetes, Pleosporales, Didymellaceae. Gene Ontology annotation, biological process: protein sumoylation. The transcript has 3 exons. The coding region runs from base 189 to 1406 and encodes 405 amino acids. The record is from RefSeq and is a predicted model, not a curated record. Gene Ontology annotation, cellular component: SUMO activating enzyme complex; cytoplasm. Gene Ontology annotation, molecular function: SUMO activating enzyme activity.
CCGCAAAGGUACCUGAGCCUAAUUUCGUCACUCUCCGAGCCUCGCAUUCACCUCGGUUUGGGUCCCGGGCCCGGAACCGCUCUCACCUUUACCUGGCCUCGUCGCCGCGCUGUUUCGCACCUUCUUUGUCUCAAUCCCACUUAGUUGCUCUUUCUAGACACCAACUUCUAUCGUACCUGCCAUACAAAAUGACGGACCUCACCGCGCCGGCUGAUCCAACAGCGGUCAAUGGCACCUUCCCAGCGGACGAUGCAGCUGGUCAGACCCUCGCUGCCAUUGCUGAGUCUGAGAAGAUCUCUGCAGACGAGAUCGCGCUCUACGACCGACAGAUUCGACUCUGGGGCGUCAAGGCGCAAGAGAAGAUUCGUACCGCCAACAUCCUUUUGGUCUCUAUCAAAGGGCUCGCCAACGAGAUUGCGAAGAACCUUGUGCUGGCAGGCAUUGGCUCCAUCACCCUCGCCGACCACGAGAACGUGACUGAAGAUGAUCUGGGAGCGCAGUUCUUCAUCAGCGACGCCGACGUGGGCAAGAACCGCGCCGAAGCAGCGGCGCCACAAGUGCAGAAGCUGAACCCUCGAGUCAGAGUCAACGUGCACACAAGCCCCAUCAGCGCCGAAACAGAGGCCAGCUUCUACUCCCAAUUCGACGUAACCAUUGCGACAGAUCUGGACUUUGGCACGACCAACACCCUCAAUCUCUGCGCGCGCCUCGCGAACCGACCCUUCUACGCCGGCGCCUCACACGGUCUCUACGGGUACAUCUUCGCCGACCUGAUCAAGCAUAAAUACGUCGUCGAGCGCGAGAUGAGCAACAAGACAACACAAGUGGGCCCGGAAAGCUCUACGCGCAGCGUCCUUGAGACCUCGUCGAAAAAGGAGAAUGGCAAGUCGGUCGAGACGGUCACAAAGCAGGAAAUCUACUCGCCCAUCAUGGCCAUCAAGGACUCGCCUCUGCCACCUGAGAUCGCAGGCAACCACCGCAGAUUGAAGAAGGUGCACCCGCUGCUCACCUGCGUGCGCGCACUGUGGGAGUACCAGUUCCAAGCACACGGCGUGUUCCCGUCACACGACCCCCAGCAACUGCAACUGUUCACCAUGAUGGCCACGGAGAAGCACAAGCUGCACCUGCUUCCCUCGAACACCCUGACCGCAGAGUUUCUACGCAGCUUCUUGCAGAACCUGGGUAGCGAGCUUGCGCCUGUCACUGCCUUCUUGGGUGGCCAGCUUGCGCAGGACGUCAUCAAUGUGUUGGGACAGAGGGAACAGCCGAUCCAGAACCUGAUGCUGUUUGAUGGUGAAGAGAGCGCUGGGCCGGUUUAUGCGCUACAUCCUAUCUUUGUGGACAACCCCAUCACAGCUCUUCCGUCGAUCCCUAUGCCUGUGGAGGCCAUCUCUAUCGAUGAUUAGGUUGCGCAGGUUAUGCAGCCAAGUAGUGAUGCUAGGAGACUAUCCCUUUCAUAACGACGUAGGAGGAAGAUUUGGCGCAAGAGAGGACCUA